Molecule: messenger RNA, 588 nt
Organism: Scheffersomyces coipomensis
Lineage: Eukaryota; Fungi; Ascomycota; Pichiomycetes; Serinales; Debaryomycetaceae
Gene: PET100
Product: Pet100p
Exons: 2
Coding region: 118-438 (106 amino acids)
Biological process (GO): mitochondrial respiratory chain complex IV assembly
Cellular component (GO): mitochondrial inner membrane; mitochondrion
Source: RefSeq, a predicted model, not a curated record
UUUGUGGAACUUGUCGCUGUUUGAUUUUGAUGGUAAAAAACAUCCACAAAAAAAUUGAAAAUGGUCUCAUGAGAUACCCAUUAAUAUCAUUACUUCAUCUACUUUAAUAAUCAAAACAUGUGGGGUGCUUACUAUAAAAGGUUUAUUGGUGGUAUAACCAGGACCCAAUUGGAAACCGCAAAAUUUGGAUUCUAUUUAUUAACUCCAAUAUGUGUGAUGUAUUACGUUGGUAUAGAUUCUGAUGAGAAAUUCAAUUUACCAGGUUUCUGGCCUGAUCCAUCUACGUUAAAUCAAAUCCCUAAGGAACCAUAUGAAAUUCAAGCCGAAAUAGCUAGAAUUAGAAGAGAAAGAGUUGAAAAGAGAAAACGUUUAGAAGAGAAAGCAAGAUUGUUAGGAAUAGAGGAAGAUGAUGAUCUCAACGACAAUAAACAAUCUUAAGAAGCUUUGGUCCUUAGUACAUAGUCACAUUAAUUCCCAAAAAAAACUUGUAUAUAUCCCAUAAGUAACAUGAAAAACUACAAAAUAAAUGAAACUUUUAAUGAAUUAUACUCUACAGAUGUACCAUAAACCAAGUGUUGUUAAUAAUUU